Messenger RNA from Alnus glutinosa, 1742 nucleotides. RefSeq lists its product as uncharacterized. The coding region runs from base 141 to 1091 and encodes 316 amino acids. The record is from RefSeq and is a predicted model, not a curated record. NCBI's taxonomy places the organism in Eukaryota, Viridiplantae, Streptophyta, Magnoliopsida, Fagales, Betulaceae. The transcript has 2 exons.
AAGACAAAGACAGCACCACAAGGGAUAGGAGCAGAGAACUGGUAUUAUUCUUCUUGAAGUUGCCUUUACCAGAAAUUCUAGUCCUUACUUUCCCAAAAAAUGCUUCUAAGAAUCUGCUCCACAGUUUUUGGUCUUCCAUUAUGCUUAAUCUCAUUUCUAGCUCUCCAUACAUUGUAGACACUGGAGCUCAAAACCAGCCUACAGAGAACACUGCUCAGCUUCUUCGAAAUCCACUUCCUACUACCUUCCUCUUGGACAGGCCUCAAAAAAUAAGACUCUAUACUCCAAUUGCGGAUUUGGUACCCUGCGAGGCUCGCCCGACGAGAACGUGCGCUAAACGCAAGGGUAAAGAGAAAGUGGGUGAAGCUUCGAGGAGGCCCAGACCUUCCUCCGAUACGCGACCGAUCGAAACCGAGGGGCAGCAACCGGCCUUGAACGUGGAGCAUCAGCCAGCCCGGGCUGUCGAAGCGGGGACUUCUCGGCUAUGCCGCUUCAUCAGUUCUAUGCGGGAAGGGUUACUGGGAUGCCCCGAAGUUGUCGCUGCCGUUGAGGCUGUCGCCCCUUUCCUGGAAGAGCAUAUGCCUGGUGUUGGGAUGACGACUCCCGAGAUAGUUCCGUGGAUCAUUCUUUACGCCGAAACGGAGGUAAGGUCCACUCCCUCGCCCGAGAUGCAGGCCCGAAUAAGGCACCUUGAGACUGAAAUCUCUCGGCUCAAAGAUUCGGAGGCUGAGGUAGAGCAUCUGAAGAGUGGCCUUGAGGCUCGGGUGACUCGAGAUGAACAGCUCGAGGCUAGUCAAAAGCAGCUCCAGAAGCAGGUAGAAGAGCUACAAGCCAAGCCUUCCGAAUUCGAGGAUAAAUUUGUUAGGCUGCUGGGUGAGCUGACCAAGGCCAAGGUGCUUCUUCCGGCGGAACUUGGUGCAGCUCGACCGCGGGGGGUAGAGCAGCAGAAGGAGGCUGCGAUGCGGUACAAGAAGAUUCGGAAGAAGUGCCACCACUUCAAGUCCAAGGCGAAGAGUUUACGGAAGCAGCUCGCCUUGGUGCCGUGGUUCGGGAAAUAUCAGUUGGGGCCGAGGCGCCAAUUGGGGGUUUGAGACUUUUAGACUUAUGGUCAAGAAGAGUGAUUUUAAGAAUAGGGAUUUUAAGUUUGACCCCGACUCUGCGAGCAAUGCCCGUGACUAUUUACCGGACUUAGCAGCUCGCGAGCUCCUCACAGUAGGGAUGAAGAUCUUUCCGGACGUCCCGGAAUGGGGUGAGAACGCUAUGAAACCUGAUGAGAAUGCUCAUGUUUCCGAACCUUCUUCCGAGUUUACUCCGGGUCCCGAAGAUGAAAGUUCCGAAGGUGAAGACUCGUAGAUAGCAAAACUCCAGAAGCACACUGAAACGACACCUGCGAAGUAAAGGAGUAGGACAUGGAGAGCAGCAACAGCGAUAGUAGCAGUAAUAGGGUGCCGCUGUCGGAGGUGGUGUUGGAGUGCGUGAAGCGGUGGUUCAAGUACAUGCUCAUGGAAGCCAGGGCUGGUGAUAUCAACAUGCAGAUCUUACUGUGUCAGAUGUAUUUACAGUGGUUAUGGCGUUCCCAGAGAUGCCCAGAAGGUUCAUAAUCUUUCUUUUCGUUGUUGGGGUUUGGUGGGUCUUAACUUUUUUCUGAAUUGUUGGGAUUGUUGGAUUAGAUUGUACUUUUCUUUUUUUGUUUAUUUGUUUUUGAAUUUUGUGGGUGAAUGAGUAAAAUAGGUUUCAAAGCA